Molecule: messenger RNA, 3750 nt
Organism: Acinonyx jubatus (cheetah)
Lineage: Eukaryota; Metazoa; Chordata; Mammalia; Carnivora; Felidae
Product: KIAA0319 ortholog
Biological process (GO): negative regulation of dendrite development; neuron migration
Cellular component (GO): plasma membrane; cytoplasmic vesicle
Source: RefSeq, a predicted model, not a curated record
GGAUGCCUCGAACCUGCCUGGUCCCCGCAUUUGGAACGGGGGGGGGGGGGGGGGGGCUCGUCCCUACACCGUUGAGGGCCAUGGCGACAGAGAAGGUUGGCGAACGAAAGUAGGUGGGCACACGGGUCGCCCUCGACCCCGAAAGCCUUCUGCUGGGAGUGGGCCACCCGGGAACCCACCUUUUAGAAGGUGAGCCGGGUGCCGCCAGUUGCGCAGGGCCCGCGGCCCGCCCCUCCCUAGGGGCGCGUGCGCGCGCGCGUGUCGCCGAGGUAACCGCGCGGCGGAAAGGCGCGGAAUCAGGGGCGCGCGUUGCCCCGGCUGCUGCUGCUGCGGAAGCUGCUGCGGGCGUCGGGCGGGGGUCCCGGGGCGGGCGUCCCCGUCGGACCGCUGCUGCCCACCCCGCGGACCCGGCUGCGCCGGGCGGGGCGCCGGAGCGGCGGCCGGGCUCGCGUGCGCGGCUGGAGGUUCCUGAGGCCGAAUCUGGUUCCUAGGAAACAUCAAAGGGAGCCUGCACCAGAGGCCUCUCAGGAUGUGCCCGGAAGCCUGCGUCCAUCCACUGUGUGGGAUGGAAUGAUACCCCCCAUGAGUGUGCUGUCUCCGUUGCUGUUUCUGGUGACCGUCGCAGGUGGGGCCCGCGGCCAGCGCGCUGACCGGAGGAAGCACGCCAACGGACCUUCGCCCGACGUGGAAACUACUAGAAUCCUGCGGGACCGCACGGGCGCUUGCUGUCGCCGGCCCGCCUGUGACCUGGCCUGGUGGGCGGGGGGUGUCGCGGGGGGGGGGGGGGUGCGCUGCUACCUGGUGAGCUGCCCACCUCGCUCAGAGAGCUGUGAGCCCCGCAGGGCGGGCCCCGUCGGGUCCCCGCUCACCUUUGUCCGGAGGCCCGGGUGACGGCUGCAUGGCGGGGAGACGCUGCUGACCGGGGACGCGGCGUCGGGACUCUGGGGGGAGGGACCCCCCCCCGAAGAUCUCGGAAAGGCCCCCUUCCUGGGCAGAGAGCGGGACACGAUGACUACGGGGAGCCCGGGCCUGACCCCCUUCGUGUCCCCCAGGAGGCAGGAGCCCCUGGGGGGGGGCGCCCAGGUGGGCCUCGACUCCUCCUCGGCUGGGGGCCCGCCGCUGAGGGAGCCCACAGGGACUCCGGCCCCCAGACACUCUUCCCGGAGCAGGCUGUUUCCCGCCUUCGUGAGGACUCCACCUGCAGGAGAGGAGUUGGGAAAGGAGACUUCUCCCACCCAAGAACCACCCAGCAAGAGCUCUGGAGACCAGUUGCUUGACUUUCAGGGCAAAGAAUCAGUAGAAACGAUGGUGAAACAACUGGUGUCCACUGGAGAUAAUCUAAUAACUUUACCAGAAAAUGAAGUUGAACUGAAGGCUUUUGUUGUGCCGGCGCCUCCCGCAGAGACCACGUACAGCUAUGAAUGGAGCUUGCUAAGCCACCCGGUAGACUACUGAGAUGAAAUAAACGGAAGACACAUGCAAAUGCUUAAUGUCUCUCAAAUAACAGGACUUGACGCGUUCAAAGUAGCGGUUUCCGGUGAAAAUGCCUUUGGAGAAGGAUACGUCAGUGUCACUGUUCGGCCAGCCAGAAGAGUCAACCUGCCCCCCACGGCAGUGGUUUCUCCCCAGAUGCAAGCGCUCACCCUGCCUUUGAUGUCAGCCUUCAUCGACGGCAGCCAUGGUACAGACGACAUGAGAAUAGUGAGUUACCACCGGGAAGGAAUUAAUGGCCCCUUCAGAGAGGAGACCCCCGCCAAGUCCCCCGUCUGUCUGUCUAACCUUGUUCCCGGAAACUAUACUUUCAGACAAGUGGUUCCCCCACCUUUACUAUUGACUGUUACAGACUCGGAUGGAGCCACUGACUCCACAACUGCAGUCCUCAUGGUCAGCGGUACUGUGGACCAUCCACCGGUUGCCAGCGCAGGACCAAAUCAAACCAUAACUUUGCCCCAAAACUCCAUCUGUUUGAAUGGAAAUUGGAACAGUGAUGAUCAUCAUAUUGUCCUCUGUGAGUGGUCCCUGGGUCCUGGGAGUGAGAGCAAAGAGGUGGCCAUGCAGGGCAUCGAGACACCAUACCUUCAUUUGUCUGAAAUGCAGGAAGGAAACUACACGCUCCAGCUGAUGGUGAGAGAUUCUUCAAGACAGCAGUCCACUGCUGUGGUCACUGUGACUGUCCAGCCUGAAAUCAACAGGCCCCCAGUGGCCGUGGCCGGCCCGGACAAGGAGCUGGUCUUCCCGGUGGGGAGCACCACUCUGGACGGCAGCAGGAGCAGAGACGACCAGGGCAUCGCCCUUUACCACCGGGAGCCCAUCAGAGGUCAAGCGGCAGUGGAGAUGGGGAAUAGUGACAAGGCUGUCGCCACCGUGAGCGGGCUUCCAGUGGGCAUGCACUGCUUCCACCUGACGGUGACAGGCCGGCGGGGGCUGAGCAGCGCCAGCAUACUCACUGUGGCCAUGAGGAAGGAAAAUAAUAGCACUCCCAGAGCCCAGGCUGGUGGCCGGAAUGUGCUUGUGCUUCCCAAUAACCGCAUUACUUUGGACGGUUCAUGGUCUACCGACGACCAAGGGAUUGUGUCCCACCUGUGGAUCCGGGAUGGCCAGAGCCCAGCCGGGGAUGCCAUUGGUGCCUCUGACCGCACCGCAGCCGUGCGGCUCACCAAUCUGGUGGAGGGCAUCUACACAUUCCUCUUGCAAGUGGCUGACAGCCAGGGGACCGCGGACAUGGACACUGCCACCGGGGAAGUGCAGCCGGACCCCAGGAAGAGUGGCCUGGUGAAGCUGGUCCUGCAGGUGUGCGUGGGGCAGCUGACGGGGCAGCAGAAGGACAUGCUCGUGAGGCAGCUGACGGCGGACGUUCAGGUCCAGAAGAUCCAGGCCCACUCGGGUCUCAGCACCGCGACUGUGUUUUCUGUACAGACCGGGCCGCCAUCCGUGGUUCUCGAAGCUGCCGACGUGGUGCGGGGUCUGCAUAGACAGCUCCCCGAGGAGAAGGAGGAUUUCUUGCUUUUCACAGUCUUGAGGGUUGACACAGCAGACUGCCUUCUGGAGUCCUCCGGCCACGGCCACUGCGACCCCGUCGCAAAGCUCUGUGUGUGCUCUCCACUGUGGGUGGAGAACCCGAUGGAAUGUUACUUCCAGGACAGGGAAAGCAACUGUGAGUGGAGUAUAGUCUCCAUAACCUCCGUGGUUCUCACCCUUCUGACACUAACAGGGGGCUUGUCCUGGCUUUGUAUCUUCUGCUGAAAGAGACGAGAGAGGACCGAAAUAAGGAAGAACACCAGGUAUGCCAUCCUGGAUAACAUGGAUGACCAGGACAGAACGGAGCUGAGGCCCAAAAACGGUAUCAAACACCGAAGCACGGAGCACAACUCCAGCCUGAUGGUGUCCGAGUCUGAGUUUGACAGUGAUCGGGACACAAUCUUCAGCUGAGAACGGAUGGAGAGAGGGGAUCCAAAAGGUUCUAUGAAUGGUUCCGUCAGAAAUGGGGCUUCCUUCAGCUAUGGCUCCGAGGACAGAUGACGGAGCGACCCUUAGGUAAAGUUAAACACGAAUUAAAGAGGGCUGAUUUCUCUUAGGAGCUGUGAUGGCCUUUCAGGACGACGUUCGGAACAUGCUUUCUCUGCCACACCCUGUGAUGUCGGAAGGAUCAUGUUUUUUACACCGAUCUUUAUCUUCGUUAAUGUGUGCCAUAACCUCGUGAACAGAGUUGCAUAAUUUUGUGCACGACCAGAAAUUUCUGGCACCGGGGAA